Messenger RNA from Corylus avellana, 1132 nucleotides. NCBI's taxonomy places the organism in Eukaryota, Viridiplantae, Streptophyta, Magnoliopsida, Fagales, Betulaceae. The record is from RefSeq and is a predicted model, not a curated record.
UCUUGGCAUUGCUUUUUUCAGAUGAUUAUUGCAAUGCGGACAUUAUAUCAGAAGUGUAAACUGGUGCAUGGAGAUCUCAGUGAAUAUAACGUACUUUAUUUUGAGGGUCACUUGUAUAUUAUAGAUGUCUCUCAGUCGGUUGAUCUUGAUCACCCUCAUGCCCUUGAAUUCCUACGUCAAGAUUGUGUCCAUAUUUAUGAUUUCUUUAGAAAACAUGGUGUAGCUGUUAUGACGAAACGCGAACUCUUUGAUUUUAUAGUUGAUCCUUCUAUUGCUGAGGAGGCUGUGGACAGUUAUCUGGAAGAGGUGCAACAAAAAAUUUUGGCCAGAGGAGACAUAUCUGUGGAGGAUGAAAUUGCAGACCAUGUGUUUGUGCAGUCAUUCAUCCCAAAGACGCUAGAACAUGUGAAGAAUGUCGAGGAGGAUGUACAAAGGAUAACCAGCGGCCAGGACACUAAAGAUAUGUAUUACCAGACUAUCACAGGACUGAAGGACGUUCUUUCAAGAGCUCAGCAGUCUCCAGCUGAACAGCCAGUAGACCCUUCUGAUGGGUCAUCUAUUAAUCCAGCUGCUCAUUCUAAUCCUUCUGAGAAUAUAACGGAGUCUCAAGCAGUCGAAGACGAAGAGAACUCAAGCGAUUCCGAAGCGAGUUUCUCAUCUCAAUCUGAAGCAGAAACUCUCGCAGAUAAGAAAGCUGCUAGAAAAGAGAACAAAAAGAAAGUCAAGGAGGAGAAGAGGGAGGCUCGCCGGAAUAAAGUAAACAAGGCUGUGAAAAAAAGAAGGAAGAAGCUGUCCAAAGCUCACAAGACUAGAUAGCUUGCUUGUAGUGCAACUAUGAAGCCAAGUUUAUUUAUUAGAUAAAUUUUGCAACCAUUUUUAGUUUCGGGAAAAAGAAACAAUUUUGGCACUCAAGUGUGAUCAUGUAGUUUUUCCUUCCGCCCAUUUUAUCUUUUUUUAAUUUGUUUAGUAAUUAGAGUUUUGUAGUUAGCAUGGCCCUGAAGAUAUGAAGGGCUAAAUUAAUCUCAAUUUAAGGUAUUGUUGCUUUUCAUUCGGACUUCAUGGAUGGUGAACAGUUUUUUUGUAUAUGAAGAUUGAAAUUUCUUAGAUAUAUAAUUCUUGUACAACUUGUUGA